CGUCAAAGUGCGCUGGAGUCUGGGUUUCUGGCCAAAAAGGCCAAGGCUGAUCAAUGGGCAAAGCUGUUUCCGCCUCCUGGCUGGGCAGGACGAACAAAUUGGGCGGAGCCACGGCUAUCAGGUUGGGCGGCGACGCCGUGAACCCAGUGCUCGGACCGGCGCCAUGUGGCUAACGCUGGUGCUGUUGGCCGUGCUGCUGCUGGCCGUCGUCCACAAAGUUUACCAGGGGCUGUUCGCAAGCGGCUCCCCGAACCCCUUCUCCGAGGACGUCAAACGACCACCCGCGCCCCUGGUGACCGAUAAAGAUGUCCGGAAGAAGGUUCUCAAACAAGCUUUCUCAGCCAGCCGAGUGCCGGAGAAGCUGGAUGUGGUGGUGAUUGGCAGUGGUUUUGGGGGCCUGGCUGCAGCUGCAAUUCUGGCCAAAGUCGGCAAGCGAGUUCUGGUUCUGGAACAACAUACCAAGGCGGGAGGCUGUUGUCAUACCUUUGGGAAAAAUGGUCUUGAAUUUGACACAGGAAUUCAUUAUAUUGGGCACAUGCAGGAAGGAAGCUUUGGCCGUUUUAUCAUGGACCAGAUCACUGAAGGGCAGCUGGACUGGGCUGGCUUGUCCUCUCCCUUUGAUAUCAUGGUACUAGAAGAGCCCAGUGGCCGAAAGGAGUUCCCUAUGUAUAGUGGAGAGAAAGCCUACAUUCGGGGUCUCAAGGAGAAGUUUCCCCAGGAAGAAGCUGCCAUUGACAAGUAUAUAAAGCUGGUUAAGUUAGUAUCCAGGGGAUCCAGUCAUGCCAUCUUAUUGAAGAUCCUCCCGUUGCCUGUGAUUUAUUUUCUCAACAAGUGUGGGCUGCUCACACAUUUCUCCCCGUUCCUUCGUGCAUCCACUCAGAGCCUGGCUGAGGCUUUGCGGCAGCUACCAGCUUCCCCAGAGCUCCAGGCAGUGCUCAGCUACAUCUUCCCCACAUACGGCCCUCUGGAGCUUAUGAAUGAGAAGUCUGCCCACCUACCUGCUGCACUCUCUGGCGUGCCCCCCAGCAACACCACCUUUUCCAUGCAUGCUCUGCUGGUUGCCCACUACAUGAAUGGGGCCUUUUAUCCCCGAGGGGGUUCCAGUGAAAUUGCCUUUCACACCAUUCCUGUGAUUGAGCAGGCCGGAGGUGCUGUCUUGACAAGGGCCACUGUGCAGAGUGUGUUGCUGGACUCAGCUGGAAAAGCCUGUGGUGUCAGUGUGAAGAAGGGUCAAGAGCAGGUGAACAUCUACUGCCCCAUCGUGAUUUCUGACGCAGGACUGUUCAAUACCUACCAGUACUUAUUGCCAGAGAAUGCCCGCUGUCUGCCAGGUGUGAAGCAGCAGUUGAAGAUGGUGCGGCCCAGCCUGAGCGUGCUGUCUGUCUUCAUUUGCCUACGAGGUACCAGGAAGGACUUGGGGCUGCUGUCUACCAACUACUAUGUUUAUUUUGACACAGACAUGGACAAAGCGUUAGAACGCUACUUCUCUACGCCCAGGGAAAAGGCUGCAGCACACAUACCUGUUUUCUUCAUUACUUCCCCAUCAGCCAAGGACCCUACUUGGGAGGACCGAUUCCCAGACCGGUCCACCAUGGUCGUGUUGGUGCCGUCCUUUUAUGAGUGGUUUGAGGAGUGGCAGGAGGAGCCAAAGGGAAAGCGAAGCAGUGACUAUGAGACCCUCAAAACCUCUUUUGCUGAAGCCUGUUUGUUGGUUAUGAUGAAGCUGUUCCCACAGCUAGAAGGAAAGGUGGAGAGUGUGACUGGAGGAUCCCCGCUGACCAAUCAGUUCUAUCUGGCUGCUCCCCGGGGUGCCUGUUAUGGGGCUAAUCAUGACCUGGGCCGCCUGCAUCCUCAUGUGAUGGCCUCCAUCAGGGCCCAAAGCCCCAUUCCCAACCUCUACCUGACAGGCCAGGAUAUCUUCACCUGUGGGUUGAUAGGGGCCCUGCAAGGGGCUCUGCUGUGCAGCAGUGCUGUCCUGAAGCGGAACUUGUACUUAGACCUUAAGAAGCUUCAUUCAAGGAUCCGGGCACAGAAGAAGAAGAAUUAAUUCGGUCAGGAAUGAGUCAGAGGAAUUCAGCCAGUGCUACGACAAAGCCUCUGACUUAGCCAUCAUGUCUUUCAGCUUUAGUUUCUGCUCACAUAUAGCACUCUCAUUUGUUUUUGAUUUCUGCAUGGUCUGACACACGUCUAAUAUAGAUCACAGUUCUUUAACUGAAGCUCUUCCAUCUGGGGCAAGGGAUGAUCUUUCACACCUUAUAUAACAUGCUAGCCUUUCUAAAAGGCCCACUGUGGGCUACUGAUUUGGAUAGCCUUAAUGUCUAAUCAAGCAGUGCUCUACGUCCCAUGCUCAUACUUCCUAACUCUGAACAAUCAAACCGAAUAUUCUUUUGGUCAGAACUCUUGAAAGUGUUGGUCAUCCACUCAUAGUGCUGUCCUGCAGUUGUACACUGUUGAGGAAAAAGGGUGCUAAUGAGGUUAAACAGUGCAAAACAUGGGUGUGGUGCUGAUUGUAUCUGUAUAGGUUCAAAGGUCUCCAGAUCCUGUUUCUGCUGGUUCCAGUGGCUCUUGCAGAAGGUGGAGAAAUGCUUGUGAAAGGUUCAAUGUGGUGGUGGGGGCUGGGAUAAUUACAAGAUAUAGUAGUUAGCAUAGUAUAUGUUAGAAUAUCUAGUUCAUAUGCAGACAGGCCCUGGGUUGGCCUUCCUGAUUGUGGAGACACUGGGUUCUCAAAAUGGCAGUACAGAGAUACCCUCAUGGAGCUCAGUACCUGAGCCUCAAAGCUUAUCUUUCAAAGAUAAACAGCAAAGGGUGAUAUUAGUAGUCAGGUACAAGAUUGGAAAAAUGACUUCACUGGGGUUGAAGCAGGCUGCAAGAGCAUUCCAGGCCAAGGGUAGAGCAGAGGACAGGUGCCAAGAGGUAACUGAAUGAAUAAUAACAAAGGAUCCUGCUACCUCCUAAACCUAGAACAUGGGCUGCCCAGUGGGGAAGAGGAGUGGGGCUAGAAAUCAGUCAUGUCCACCACACAGCUACAGAAUGUAUAAAGCCUGGGAAUGGCAUUUCCAGUUUACUGGUACAUAGAUGGAGAUUGGCUGGGAAGGUGAAUGAAGACUAAAGAUUAAAAAUAAAAAAUAAAAUGACCUUUCACUUAU
This is a messenger RNA of Pteropus alecto (black flying fox), 3146 nucleotides long. RefSeq names its product retinol saturase (gene RETSAT). The record is from RefSeq and is a predicted model, not a curated record. NCBI's taxonomy places the organism in Eukaryota, Metazoa, Chordata, Mammalia, Chiroptera, Pteropodidae. The transcript has 12 exons. The coding region runs from base 164 to 2047 and encodes 627 amino acids.